Molecule: messenger RNA, 759 nt
Organism: Equus quagga
Lineage: Eukaryota; Metazoa; Chordata; Mammalia; Perissodactyla; Equidae
Product: outer dense fiber protein 4-like
Exons: 5
Coding region: 1-759 (252 amino acids)
Source: RefSeq, a predicted model, not a curated record
AUGGAAUCGAUUACCUGGGCCUCCCAGGAGAGUCUCAAAGGCUCUACGGACAGCUCCCAAUUCAACCAAACUACUCUAGAGAAAAGCACCCUCAGCUCACCAUCAGGCCACGACUUUGAGGUCAAUUCUGGCAGGUUUCAGAACAAGUAUAAACGCAGCCAUUCACCGCUGCCCGUAGGCUGGCGGCUGCUGCAUGAGGCCAAGAAGAUCAGCCGCCUGCUGAGUCUGGCACUGAGCCUGGCUGGCAUGGUGAUCAUCGGUCUCAUCUCUCUGGGCCAGCCCUGGAUCCACUUCCAGGUGCCAUUGCUGCCCCCUUGGGACCCUGCGGGCCCCUUGACCAUCCCCGUCAGCACCAUCUUCUUUAUGCAGUGCCCUGACAGCUCCUGCCUGCAUGAGUACAACCAGGAUAUUUACUUUCUGGACUUCUCCUGGGCCUUCCUCAUCAUCGCCAGCAUCACCAACGUCUGCCUCUGCAUCAUCCUCAUAAACAUGAACUUCUUCAGCUGGUCCAACAUGCCAGCACUGGACUUCACCAACAUCGUCCUCAGCAUCCUGACAGGGACGAGCACGAUCUUGGGUGUCUUGUGCUACCUGCUGCAGGCUGACGAGUUCCUGCAGGAAGGCAUGACCUACAGGCUGGGGCGGAGCUUCUACCUGGCAUGGACCAGCGUCUUCUUCUUCAUGAUGACUGGUUUCUUGUCCUAUCUCAACUACAUGAAUUUCUGGUCCAUCCUGGCGAUCCAGGCUGUCUGGACUUAG